Molecule: messenger RNA, 1753 nt
Organism: Manihot esculenta (cassava)
Lineage: Eukaryota; Viridiplantae; Streptophyta; Magnoliopsida; Malpighiales; Euphorbiaceae
Product: 1-acyl-sn-glycerol-3-phosphate acyltransferase BAT2, chloroplastic
Exons: 7
Coding region: 321-1397 (358 amino acids)
Biological process (GO): phosphatidic acid biosynthetic process
Cellular component (GO): membrane
Molecular function (GO): 1-acylglycerol-3-phosphate O-acyltransferase activity
Source: RefSeq, a predicted model, not a curated record
AAUCCUAGAAAGCAAAAGUGAAGCGUUUCAGGAAAUCUUCAAGAAGGUAAAACACACAACUUUAAGACCGCACUCUGCGGAGAAGACGACAAAGUCAUCUUCCAAUCCCAAUCCAAACCCACAAAGCGGUGGCAAUUGCUGACCUCAGCACACUAGAUAAAGGAAUAUUACCUCGAAAUUUACAAAAAAUUUCAAUUUCACUGCUUUCUGCCUCCUUCAAAACCCUACCCUUUGCCUUUUUCCCCGUCUUUCUGUUCUUUAUAUCAGUCUUGUGGGCUGCACAUAAUAACAGAUUCAUUUUGCUCGUUUUCAUCCCAUUCAUGGAAGUCGCUUCUCACCCAAUUCAUAAUCCUCUUCAUCUCAGUUAUAGAAGAUCCAGCCUUUGCCCUUCGUCUUCAUUGCGGUUCUAUGAGUGUAGAGGACUAUUUGUUGGACACUCUCCAAUUAGUCGAGCAAUUUUGAGAAAUUCAGAUAACUCAGAUAAUUUGAGUGCCUCUUUAUGCAUUAAAAGGAAGCAUGUGGGAAAAUUGUGGACUUAUCACUUGCAACAGGAGUUGAACUGGCCAUGUUUUGACUAUGAAUUGAAUAAAAGGAACAAGUUGCAAAGGCACACAGUUGUAAGAUCUGAACUUGUGGGAAAUGGGAUUCCCAAUUCUUCCUAUUCAUUGUCAGAAAGUAAAUUAGGAUCAAAAGUUAGAGGAGUGUGCUUCUACGUUGUAACUGCUAUUGCUGCCAUUUUUCUGUUUGUGCUGAUGUUGGUACAACAUCCUUUUGUGCUCUUGUUCGAUCGAUAUCAAAGAAAAGCACAAUUUUUCAUUGCCAAAAUUUGGGCAUUGUUAACUGUCUCUCCUUUUUUUAGAAUUAAGUAUGAGGGAUUGGAGAAUCUACCUCCUCCAAAUGCCCCUGCUGUAUAUGUUUCAAACCACCAGAGUUAUCUAGACAUAUAUACCCUUCUCACCCUUGGAAGAAGCUUUAAGUUUAUAAGCAAGACAGGGAUAUUUCUAUUUCCCAUUAUUGGAUGGGCCAUGUUUAUGCUGGGAGUCAUUCCUUUGAAGCGCAUGGACAGCAGAAGCCAGUUGGAAUGUCUAAAACAGUGUAUAGAACUAGUGAAGAAGGGGGCAUCUGUACUUUUCUUCCCAGAGGGAACACGGAGUAAAGAUGGAAAAUUAGGCACUUUCAAGAAAGGGGCGUUCUCCGUUGCAGCAAAAACUAAGGUGCCUGUAGUCCCUAUUACCCUUGUGGGUACCGGAGAAAUCAUGCCUUCAGGAAUGGAGGGUAUCUUGAAUUUUGGGUCUGUAAGGGUUGUUGUUCAUAAGCCAGUAGAAGGAAGUGAUCCUGAAGUUCUAUGCAAAGAAGUUAGAAAUAAAAUUGCAAGUGUGCUUGAACAGCAAAGUUGAUAUUUUAAUUCCAAUGGGUUGGUGGUAUUAGGUGCUUGUUCUUACACGAAUGAGAAUCAUUGGCUGAAUUGACCGUAGUCUUUCUCAAGGUUGGAUGUUUAGUAUGGCAGAUGUUUUCUGAAGCUGCAGUUAUUGAACAAUAUACAAGUCGGUAACGAUAUCAUCUGGAAUGCAGGUCAUGGCUCUGCCUGGACUUUGCCAUGAUGCAGAGCGGAGAGAAAUUUUGUACCACUUCUACAUGAACUGGGUUUGGUGAAUUUUGCCAAAUCGCAGUUGCAUCAAUAAAAAGGUGAUUUCAAGUUGUCUGUAGUUUCUGAAAGUUCACCGUUGAAACCUUGUCUUUUUUUUUUUUUUUG